AGGAAUCACCACUACCACCCUCUUCGUUGCCUGUACAGCCACUCGCGCCUCGUUACCAGCUCAACGCUUCAUCUUUCGAUACUCCUGUCUGUUUGUUUCUUUUUCUUCUACAGCUAACGAAGCCGCACUCAGCAAAAAGCAUGGCCGAUGAGCGCUUCGACUCCAUGCUGCUGGCCAUCGCCCAGCAGCAGCAAGGCAUCGACGGCAUCCUCGACACCUUCUUCUCCUUCCUCAGUCGAAAGACGGACUUCUUCACGCAGUCCGACAUGGCGCGCCGCAGCGUUCAGCAGGUGAUGGACCGCUACAUCGCCGUCGCCGAGGCGCAGCAACAGCAGCAUCGUGCGAAGGAGGCCGAGGCAGCGGCAGCAGCGCAGAAGCAGCAGCAGCAGUCCGGCCAUCCGACCUCCUCCCGCGUCGAAGUCCUCCACGACGAGGACGAUAUGAACGCGGCGGCGGCGGCAAAGGCUGCACAGGCGGCAGCAGAGCGCAAGGCGCAGCUGGAGAAGACACAGAAGGCCGUCGAGGAGGCGCAGGCGAAGGUCAAAAAGGAGGGGAACGACGACGACGGCGAAGCAGCGGCGAAGGAGGCCUUUGCGGACACAGGGGACGCCCCGCGUGGUCUGCCGCCAACCCCCGACAACGGUUAUGCCUAUGAAAAGUACAUCUUCUCCCAGUCGCUGCAGGAGGCGGAGGUGCGGGUGCCGCUGCCGGCCACUAAUGUCCGCGGUAAGCAGCUGACCGUCGUCAUCACCGGCACCCACCUGACGGUUGGGAUGAAGGGGCAGUCACCUAUUGUCGACGGCGACCUCUACGCCACGGUGCGCGCGGAGGAGUGCAUGUGGACGAUCGAGGACGGCAACACCGUGGUGAUCACCCUGUACAAGCAGAACACGAUGGAGUGGUGGAAGACGAUCUUCAUCGGGGAUCCGGCGAUUGAUCUGCAGAAGGUGAUGCCGGAGAAUUCGAAGCUGGACGACCUCGACGCCGACACCCGCCAGACGGUGGAAAAGAUGAUGUACGAUCAGCGGCAGAAGAUGAUGGGCAAGCCCACCUCCGAUGAGCAGAAGAAGCAGGACAUGCUGCAGAAGUUUAUGGCGGCGCACCCGGAGAUGGACUUCUCGAACGCGAAAUUCUCGUAA
Messenger RNA from Leptomonas pyrrhocoris, 1139 nucleotides. RefSeq lists its product as hypothetical. Gene Ontology annotation, biological process: protein folding. Lineage: Eukaryota; Euglenozoa; Kinetoplastea; Trypanosomatida; Trypanosomatidae. Bases 141 to 1139 code for a protein of 332 amino acids. The record is from RefSeq and is a predicted model, not a curated record. The transcript has a single exon. Gene Ontology annotation, cellular component: cytoplasm.